This is a messenger RNA of Paecilomyces variotii, 1834 nucleotides long. Its product is annotated as flavohemo protein. The transcript has a single exon. Gene Ontology annotation, cellular component: intracellular anatomical structure. The coding region runs from base 146 to 1411 and encodes 421 amino acids. The record is from RefSeq and is a predicted model, not a curated record. Gene Ontology annotation, molecular function: oxygen binding; heme binding; FAD binding. Gene Ontology annotation, biological process: cellular response to nitrosative stress; nitric oxide catabolic process. NCBI's taxonomy places the organism in Eukaryota, Fungi, Ascomycota, Eurotiomycetes, Eurotiales, Thermoascaceae.
UGACGAUAACAAAGCGUAGGGGGUUAAAUACCUAGCAAGGACCGUUGCCUGUCCACAGUACCAAUUUCUUCAAUAAGUGUCUUUUCUUACUAUUAGCAGUCAUCAUUUCUUUGUUGUAUAGAUCGUCCAAAAGUCUAUCGACAAGAUGGGUUUGACUUCGCAACAGGUUGACAUCAUUAAGGCGACUGUGCCUGUGCUCGAGCAGCAUGGCCUCGCUAUCACAACCACUUUCUACAAGAACAUGCUCGAUGAGCACACGGAGCUCCAUGGAAUGUUCAACACGGCCAACCAGGUGACUCGGCAUCAACAGAAGGCAUUAGCUGGUGCUCUGUACGCAUAUGCUGCCAACAUCGACAACUUGGCGGCACUGAAUGAUACUGUGGAGCUUAUCACCCAAAGGCAUGCAUCUCUGUACAUCAAACCAGAGCACUACAAGAUCGUCGGAACUUAUCUUCUGGCGGCCAUGAAGAUCGUUCUUGGCGAUGCUUUGACGCCAGAGAUCCAUGAUGCUUGGGCUGCCGCCUACUGGCUACUGGCUGAUCUCUUGAUCGAGAAAGAAGCCAGCUUGUACCGUUCUGCUGGCGACUGGAACGACUGGCGCGAGUUCAAGAUCGAAAAGAAGGUCCCCGAGUCGGAUGAGAUCACCUCCUUCUACUUGAAGCCCGUGGAUGGCAAACCUCUGCCAUCUUUCCGCCCGGGACAGUAUAUCUCUGUCAUGGUGGAUGUUCCGGCCCUCAACUACCCUCAGGCCAGACAGUAUUCCCUGAGUGAUAUGCCUCGACCAGACUACUACCGUAUCAGUGUCAAGAAGGAAACGGGAGUCAACCCGUCGAACCCGCAAGCUGCUGGUCACCCCGGCUACAUCUCCAACAUCCUCCAUGAUAUCAAAAAGGAGGGCGAUGUUGUGCUUGUCUCCCACCCUUACGGCGACUUCUACCUCGCAGACUUCGAUGGCGAGAAGGCCACCAGCAAGAAUCCCAUUGUUCUCAUCUCCGCUGGUGUUGGUCUGACCCCGCUGACAUCCAUUCUCAACACGAUCACCUCCAAGUCGGGUCAGACAGACAGGAAGGUUCACUUUGUCCACGGUGUGCGCCGCGGAAGUGCUCGUGCCUUCAAGGAUCACAUUCAGAAUACCGCGAAAGCUCACUCGAAUCUCAAGGUGACAUUCUUCAACAGCCUUCCAUCUUCCACGGAGAAACAGGGUGUUGAUUACCACCAUGCUGAGCGGGUUAACCUGCACAAGUUGGACCGCAACGAUGACUUGUUCCUCGACGACAAGACCACAGAGUACUAUCUCUGUGGACCGGAGAGCUUUAUGACCGCCAUGAAGAAGCAACUGCUGGAGCUUGGCGUCGAGCCAGCUAGAAUCAAGUUGGAGCUCUUCGGCACUGGUGGUGUCCCUGCUUCUUAAAGCGACUUUUUAAUGGUUAUGACGGCGUUUUUGGUCAGAUGGAUUUUUCUACGCCCUAGACGGGUUAGACAGAUAGUUACUACUCCCCUCUUAGAAGAUUAUUUUUCUUAUAAUUAGUUCAUGAGCUUACAUGUCUACAUUUUUCUGUUUCCCAUUUCAUCUUAUCUUAGAGGAGUAAUAUCGAUUUUCAUCAUAAACCAAACACAGCUUCGAGCUUGACAUUAGCAAGAAAUCGCCAAGGAUCUGAUACUACUAUAUCUAUAUAGAUCGUAUAUCGGUUAUGCGAUCUCUCCCAGUCAUCAUCUGCAUUCUGUUGAACGCUAUUGUUUUGAGGCCUUCUUAUUCAUAAAAGCACUUAUUUUGGGCACUGAUACCUACAAGCAAAGCUUGAUUUUCUGACAACAUGGGUUGAAAAGAUGUAUU